This is a messenger RNA of Culex pipiens pallens (northern house mosquito), 1190 nucleotides long. Its product is annotated as probable serine hydrolase. The transcript has 2 exons. The record is from RefSeq and is a predicted model, not a curated record. Bases 97 to 1137 code for a protein of 346 amino acids. NCBI's taxonomy places the organism in Eukaryota, Metazoa, Arthropoda, Insecta, Diptera, Culicidae.
AGUUGGGCUGUCAGGCUGGAAGCCACUUGACGACGACGACUCUAUCGAGACGAGAUUAGCGCACCUGCUGCUGCAGCAAUUAAAAGUGGUGUCACAAUGUCAGCCAGCACGGAGAAUAUCCCUUUGUCAUCGUCGUCGGAAGAUGAACUGCGCACUUCGGCCGAUCCCCAUCCGAUGAUUAAGUUCAUCGAGCUGUACGAUAAAAAGCACAAUGUGACGGAAGUUGAGAUCAGCAUCCCGUACGGGAAGAUUGCCGGCAAGUGGUUCGGUCCCAAAAACAUCAAGCCGAUUCUGUGUCUCCACGGCUGGCUGGAUAAUUGUGGAACGUUCGACCGGUUGAUUCCUCUCCUCCCGGAAGAUGUCAGCUUCCUGGCGAUUGACUUCCCCGGCCAUGGGCUCUCAUCCCGCAUUCCAGACGGUAUGGCCUACCACCAGAUGGACUCGUUGGUUGUGGUUCUGUACGUAAUGCAAGAGUACAACUGGGACAAGGUGGCCCUCAUGGGACAUUCGAUGGGCGCAAUCAUCGCGUUCAUGUUCGCCGCCAUGUUCCCCGACAAGGUCGAGUUCCUGAUCGGAAUCGACGCACUCAAGCCGCAAACGCACUAUGCGGGACGGUUCGUCAAAUACGCGGCACCGGCCAUCACCAAGUUUAUCGAAGCGGACGCUCGGAAUCGCGAAAACAGCGAACCUCCAGCGUACACGUACGAAGAAAUGAUCGACAAGAUGCUCGAGGGAACGUUCCAGUCCGUAACGCGUGAAGUGUGUCCGUAUCUGCUGCAGCGGAACAUUAAACCGUCCAAAAAGUACCCCGGCAAGUAUUACUUCAAUCGGGACAACAAAAUCAAGUACAACAACGUUCCCGGCUGGUCGGACGAGGUCAACUUUGAGCUGGCCAAGCAGGUUAGGGCGCCCCAGUUGGUGAUAAAGGCCAUCGAUUCGCCCUAUCCGGGCUCGUGGGAGGGAUUCAAAGCGGUGGUGAAGAUUCUCCGCAAGAACAACCCGCAGUUUCACGUGGAGUACAUAAAGUCGUCGCACCACAUUCAUUUGACGCACCCGGAGAAGGUGGCGCCGGUCGUGACGGACUUUUUGAAAAUGUAUUGGAUUAAGCACAUGGAUAAGGUAGUCAGUAAGCUGUAGAGAGCGUCAAUAAAGAGUUGGGGAGGGAUAAUCUCCGAAAUGGGUGCUAGGAA